CGUGUCAUCCCAACAGACUGGAUCGAAGCAUACUAUGGCGACAAAGUGGAUACCUUUGACUGUGACAGCUGCAGGGGCGACACCUUUCCCCCCACCAACUGGUCGGGCCCACAGAAGCCGCAAAUGCACCGACAACUGGACAAGCACCCGUGCCGCUUCUGUCCUCACUCAAGCAAUUCCGCAACGGCUGUCGCCAUCCACGAGAGGACACACACUAACGAGAGGCCCUUCAGUUGCGGUGUUUGCGAGAAAACGUUUGCGCGUAAGGAUUGCUUGACAGCUCACGUUAGAAUUCACACCGGAGAGAAGCCGUUCAAGUGCAACACGUGCAGCAAGGUGUUUACUCUGAAACGCACCUUGGCAGAUCACGAAAGAAUUCAUACAGGAGAGAAGCCGUUCAAGUGCAACACGUGCAGCAAGGCGGUUACUCUGAAAUGCACCUUGGCGGAUCACGAAAAAAUUCAUACAGGAGAGAAGCCAUUCAAGUGCAACACGUGCAGCAGGGCGUUUACUGAGAAAGGCACCUUGGCAGAUCAUGAGAGGACUCACACGGGAGAGAAACCGUACAGGUGCGAGACCUGCGGUAAAGCGUUUACGGCUAAGAGCGGUUUGCACAGUCAUCGGAAGAUACAUCACAAGUGACCAAAACCCUCACGUGCAUCAUAGUUGUGGAGGGGGUUUAAACGAAAUACUCGAG
Molecule: messenger RNA, 697 nt
Organism: Ixodes scapularis (black-legged tick)
Lineage: Eukaryota; Metazoa; Arthropoda; Arachnida; Ixodida; Ixodidae
Product: gastrula zinc finger protein XlCGF49.1-like
Exons: 1
Source: RefSeq, a predicted model, not a curated record